Neoarius graeffei (lesser salmon catfish) is the source of this 11044-nucleotide messenger RNA. RefSeq names its product stabilin 1 (gene stab1). The coding region runs from base 370 to 8046 and encodes 2558 amino acids. Gene Ontology annotation, molecular function: calcium ion binding; hyaluronic acid binding. The record is from RefSeq and is a predicted model, not a curated record. The transcript is spliced from 69 exons. Lineage: Eukaryota; Metazoa; Chordata; Actinopteri; Siluriformes; Ariidae. Gene Ontology annotation, biological process: cell adhesion.
UCACUUUCAUUUGGUGUUUUGCUGAACCUCGCAUAGCGGUCAGCUGACUAGUAUGGAUUUCCUAACAGACAUGGCAGAGGAAAUCCGUCCAUUUUUCCUGUCAGGAAGAGAUUGUUUACUUGUUCUCCUCUCUUUCGAAAUGGUGCGUGGUCAGUUAGAGAACCUCCCUUGCUCAACAGGAACAGACUGACACCUCAUUCCCCAAAAACAAGAAGAAUGCUACAGAACUCAGUGGACAUGAAAGAGUGAAACUACUCCAUCUUGCCUCAUAACGCAUGGUUUAAGGGAGGUUCAGGUGGAUUUUUUCAUGCAUGCUUAUCUUUGAGGAUUUUAGGAGUGCCCAAGUGCCCUUGAAAUCAGAAAGCAGCCAUGCGUUAUCUCUUCAUUUUAGGACUCAUAGUGCUGGAAAGUUUACAAAUUGAGGCCAGCUCGAAUCGCUGCGAUGAGCCACGCACUGUCCGCCACUCCACCCUGUGUACAUCUUGUGCUGCUGCACCUGCUAUCGUCUGCCCACAAGGCUUCAAGAAGACUUUGACUGAUGCUGAGUGCCGCUACACGGUGCAAAUUGGUGAUCAUCUAGUGGAGCUGCCUGGCUGCUCUCGCUCCUGUGAGAAAGUCACUCUCAUCAAGCGAUGCUGUCCUGGCUUCUUUGGGUCUCUGUGUUCACCGUGUCCUAGUGUGUCAGAGAAAGUAUGUAACUGGCAUGGUACCUGCAUGGAAGGUGAAUCAGGAAAUGGCACCUGUGUGUGUGAGGAGGGCUACACUGGUUAUGCGUGUCAGAAAUGUUCUAGUGAAAAGACCUACGGUGAACGCUGCAGCAAAGUGUGCAACUGUGUACAUGGAGAGUGUAAUUCGGGUACGGAUGGAGAUGGACAGUGUUACUGUCAACCACCAUAUUCAGGACCAAAGUGUGACCAAGUUACAUCUUCCUGUUCAGACUGUAGUCCCUACUCAUACUGUAAAGGAGAGGGUUCGAGUGCUCACUGUGAAUGCCUUCCAUCCUUUGCAAAGAAGGGACACACUUGUGUAGGUGUUUGCAGCAAGAAUGUUUGCAACAUAAAUGCAGAUUGUUCAUAUAAAGGUGAAGGGAAAUUUGAGUGCACAUGCAAAACUGGCUUCGAGGGAGAUGGCAAAUUUUGCACCCAGAUCAACUCUUGUUCUCGAAAUAACGGAGGCUGUCCAACAAACUCCACUGUUUGUGAACACACAGGACCAGGCCAGUCAAUAUGUGUAUGUCAGAGUGGGAUGGAAGGAUCAGACCCUCGUGCUGGCUGUAGGCUGAAAUCUGCCUGUAUGGAGAGCACAUGCCACAGGAGUGCACGAUGUGAAACUGGCCAAGAUGGAAUAGGCAGAUGCAUCUGCAGUCAUGGACAGAUCAGUGAUGGGUGGCGCUGUUAUGGAAAUAUCAUGGAGCGUGUUUUGGAACUGGAUCAGGAAGGCAGCCAGGCAGGAAACCUCACCGGAAGUAUUGCAUUGUUUGAGAGAGGAUGUAAGCUCAUUCUGAGCAAGCAUGGGCCAUUUACAGCAUUCAUCCCAGUGGAUACAUCACAAAUAUCUAUGGGCAAUCUUAACCAGGCAAGAAGAGCAGAAGCCAUCUGCAAACACCACCUCAUUCUCGGCCAGCAUCGAUACAAAGAUUUGGAGGGACAAGACUUAUGGACAUAUGGAGGGGAAAUUAUGAGAUUUAAACCAAACAAGAAGUUUAUUUCAAAAAAUGAUCCUGAUACACUGUUCGUGAUAAUCAAGAGUGACAUACCUGCAUCUAAUGGAAUUAUUCAUAUUGUGGACAAAGUGUUCACUUUUGCUACUAUAGACACUUCUGACACUGUUGAGUUCUCUUCAAAAACCAUUGGGGACAUUAUUGCAGAAGAUACCAGAUUCAAUAGAUUUGCAUCUCUGAUAGAUAACUGUGGUGCUCUAAUGCCACUCCAAGGUCCAGGGCCACUCACACUGUUUGCUCCAAACAAUAAAGCCGUGGACAGAUCUAGGGAUGGUAGUAUUAUAUACAUGCUAAAGGAUGCCAAGCACAAACUUCAGGAGCUUCUGAGGCACCAUAUGUUCUCUAAGGCAGCAGUAACUGUGGAUCAGCUGGCUAGCAUGACAGAGAUCCAAACCAUGGCUAAUCAAGUCAUAAUAAUCAAUGCCACUGGUGAUGGAAGAUUGUUGCUCACUGAAAAAGGAAUACCUCUUGAAGUGAAAGAUAUUGUUGCAUCCAAUGGAAUCAUUCACAUAAUUGAUGGACUUCUUGUGCCGCCAUCCAUCAUUCCGAUCAUGCCACAUCGGUGUGAUGUUAAUGUGACUACCAUCAUUAUGAGUCCAUGUGUAAUGUGUAAAUAUAUUUCUCAGUCAAAAUGUCCACCUGGAAGCGAGGAAGAGUCUGGCCGUUUUCAAAGUUGUGAGCCUUCUGAUCUAUUACGGAGUCAAUUUUCCACCAUACGAGGCUGUGCAAAAUAUUGCAGAGCAAAUCAAACGAGGGCUGAAUGCUGCAAGGGCUUCUUUGGGCCUGACUGUAAGCCCUGUAUUGGAGGUUUCCAACACCCAUGUUAUGACAAAGGCACUUGUUCUGAUGGGAUUCAUGGCGAUGGCUCAUGUAAAUGUAACCCAGGCUUUAUGGGCAUUGGCUGCCACAUCUGCUCUGACCCAAAGAAACAUGGAGAAAACUGUGAUGAAAAUUGCCGCUGUGUUCAUGGUGUGUGUGAUAACAGGCCUGGGAGUAAAGGUGUGUGUCGCAAAAACUCCUGUCUGUCUGGAUACACUGGAGAGCUGUGUGACCUCACAGCCACGCUCUGUGAUUCGGAUGGUGCCUUUGAACACUGCCAUAUCCAUGCUUACUGUACACGCAUCAACGACAUAAACAUGUGUGUGUGUAAUCCUGGAUAUGAUGGAGAUGGAUACUCCUGCACUGAAGCUAACCUGUGCCUCAAACCUGACAGAGGAGGCUGCAAUGUAAACGCACAGUGUGUGUAUGCUGGCCCUGGAAAUGUUUCGUGUGUAUGUAAUGAGGGGUGGACAGGUGAUGGUGUUGUGUGUGUGGAGAUUAACAACUGUUUAAUGGAGAAUCGUGGUGGCUGUCAUGAAGACGCUGACUGCACCCCCACAGGACCUGGCCAGAGUGAAUGUGCCUGUAAGAAGGGAUUCAUGGGAGAUGGCAUCAUGUGCCAGAUCGUUAACCCCUGCCUGACAGACAAUGGAGGCUGCCAUGAAAUGGCAGAAUGUUCAUUUAAUAGAAGCAGCAUACACAAGUGUACUUGCCUACAAGAUUAUGAAGGAGAUGGCGUCACAUGCUAUGGGAAUAUACUGAUGGAGCUAGAGGGGAACUCAGAUUUCUACAUUUUCAACCGCUAUUUACAAAGACACCCAGUGAUCAGUGCUGAGAGCAAUGUGACUGCAUUAGUUCCCUCCCGGGAAGCAUUUAUAAAUCUGAGUAACGCAGAGGAGCUGUUUUGGACUGACUUUUACCGCCUUCCUUACAUCCUAGAAGCUCACUUUUUGGAUGGCAUUUACAGUUAUGAUGACUUGAUGAAGCAGGUCAAUAAAACAGUCCAAACUAAAUCCAAGACAAAAUGGGAGAUCACAGUUAAAAACGGGGAGCUUAUGAUCAAUAAUGCUACAAUUCUUGUCCCAGAUCUUCAGGCAACCAAUGGGUUCAUUCACGUCAUCGAUACAGUUCUGAAACCACCCAUUUCCGACAUCCCUCCUCCUCCCCCUGAUCUCAUGGAGGUCCUAAAUAAGACUCCCUCAUUCAGCCUGUUCAGGGAAGCAGCACUGCUGUACAAUUUAACAGAACGCAUCACAACGAGGGACUUCACUAUCUUUGUUCCAUCUGACAAUGCAGUUAAGGAUUACCUGGAGAAAACAAAUUCUACACACCUGGAUGAAAACAUUGUGAAAUAUCAUGUCAUUCCAAAAGAGCAGCUUUUCCCUGAACACUUGACUGAUGGGACAUUAAAAUAUACGCUGCUUGGGAAAGAGUAUCAAAUCAUGAUUCAUUUAAACAGUGAAAAUAAGACACUCAUUAAUGAUGUAGCAUUGGAUGGGAACUUCACUGAGAUAAGGCACGGUGUCAUCAUCAGUGUCUCCCGGGUUUUAGUGAUUCACAAAAACUACUGCAGCAAAGAUAUGUACACAAAAACCUUUGGAAGAUGUGGUGCAUGCGACUCACCUCCCAAAUGCACAUACAGAGGAAAGCCUGUGAAGGAUGAAUUCCCUUUGAAUAUGAAGCCCAAUUGUAGAUACAGGAAAAGAGUAGGAAGAAGGAGAAAAUCAGUGCAAGGUUGCAUGAUUGACUGUAUAAAAAUUGUACAGGAUCAUGCCUGCUGCCCAGGAUACUUUGGACGUGACUGUUUUAAAUGUCCGGGAACUGUGGACAACUGGUGCUCAAACAAUGGCAAAUGCCAGGAUGGACUUUGGGGCAGUGGGGAGUGUCUAUGUUAUGAAGGGUUUCAUGGCACAGCUUGUGAAAUGUGCGAGCCUGGAAGAUAUGGCAAAGACUGCAAAUCAGAAUGUCACUGUGAGCAUGGAAAAUGUCUGGAUGACAUAGAUGGUAAUGGGCAGUGCAUCUGCUACAAAGGUUGGAAAGGAGUGAACUGUUCUGUAGAGAUCGUUAAUGAUGCAUGCGGAGGCAUUUGUGAUCAAAAUGCCAACUGUUUUUCUCCGAGUUCAGGAGUAAAACCAAUGUGUAUUUGUGUGGCGGGUUACCAUGGAAACGGCACCUUCUGUCAAGAAACUGACUUGUGUGCCGUCAAUAAUGGUGGUUGCUCAGAACAUGCAACAUGUACAAAAAUCUUACCUGGAGAAAGGAGCUGCACAUGUAAUAAAGACUAUACUGGAGAUGGAACUGUGUGUCUGGAGAUGGAUCCCUGUCUAGUUAAUAACGGAGGAUGUUCUGAAAAUACAGACUGCAUCAAAACCGGACCAAACACAGCUGCAUGUGUUUGUAAACCAGGCUUCGCUGAACGAAGAAAUUUCUGCAUGCCUGUAAAUCCCUGCUUAAAGGACAAUGGAGGCUGCAGCGUCAAUGCUCUGUGUCGGUACACCGGCCCAGGUGAGAGGAACUGCACAUGUCGAUAUGGCUACAAAGGAGAUGGUAUCGAGUGUAUGGGAAGUGUCAGUAGAGAGCUUCUUCACAAAACAGAGGCUAAUUGGUUCCGGAGAAAUCUUGCAAACUCAAGAGUCAGGGAUUUGUACAGUAGAGGACCAUUCACCAUAUUUGUUCCUCACACAGAUUACAUAGGAAACUACUCGAUUGGCCUAUGGGAAAGUAAAAAUCGCAGCCCAGAUCUGUUGCGAUACCACAUUGUAGGCUGUGAAGAACUCUCAGAAUCAGAACUUAAGUCUAUAACACGUGUGGUCGCUGCUUCUGGGCAUGUAUUGAAUUUCAGCGUACGAAAUGGUGCUGUGUACAUUAACGGUGAUACAAAAAUAAUCACUAGUGACUAUGAAUGCUUUAAUGGAGUCAUACAUUUCAUAGAUAAAGUCCUCAUUCCAUAUGAACUGAAGAACGAAACUGAAGGGGUUCAAAAUUCUUUGAAUGUUACUGACGCAGCAGAAGCAUAUGGAUAUACCAUGUUUGGAAAGUUGCUACAGAAAGCCAACUUGAUGACUAUGCUGCAGCAUACAGCAUUUCAUCCUUUCACCAUAUUCUGGCCUACUGAUAAAGCAGUCAGUAGUCUGCCACAGGAGCAGAAGAACUGGCUGUACAGUGAAGAUCAUCUUGACAAGCUGCAGGCCUACUUGAAAUUUCACAUAGUUCGUGACCAGCGAACAGUUGCCGUUGCCCUGCCGGCAGAAAAAACAGUCCGAACAAUGUAUGGAUCAUGGCUGACUUUCAGCUGCAGUCAAGAUGUAACUGGGGAUAUUUUAAUCAAUGGAAAUGAUGCCAAAAUUGUAGAACGCCAUCUACAAUUCAUUUCAGGAGUGGCUUAUGGUAUUGACAAGGUUCUAGAGCCCCCAAAUAUAGGAGCACACUGUGAUGACUUUUCAGCUAUAGAGAUUAAAGGUCGCUGUGGAUCUUGUUUAUAUCCACCAUCUUGCCCCUAUGGCACUGUAUUCUCUAACAAAACCAACAUUUGCAGAAGACCAAUGGGCCCCUACAGACGCCAUUAUUUUUAUGAUCAUUUCGACUAUCCUGGCCAAUACCCUUUUCAGUCAUAUGGCUGUAACCGAAUGUGCACGAAAAUGUCGUGGAUUUCAAAGUGUUGUAAGAACCACUAUGGACGAGACUGUCAAGUCUGUCCUGGAGGCUUGGAGGCACCGUGUGGAGGUCAUGGUGAUUGUGAUGAUGGGCGAUAUGGAACGGGGACUUGUAGAUGUCACACUGGUUUUAAUGGAACAGCAUGCGAGUUGUGUAAAAAGAAUCAUUAUGGCUCUAACUGUACAGCCUGUACGUGUACUGAUAACGGGAAGUGUGAUGAUGGCAUAGACGGUGAUGGUAGCUGUUUCUGCCAGGAGGGCUGGACAGGAGUGAUGUGCGAGUCCAAAAUCGUUGUGGAGCCUGUUUGUUCCCCGGAGUGCCACUCUAAUGCUGUUUGCCUGCCUGACAAUCAGUGCCAAUGUCAACCGCCAUAUGAAGGAAACGGCUAUAAAUGCACAGCUCCAGAUCUGUGUAAUGAAUAUAAUGGAGGCUGUCACGUGCAGGCUGAUUGCAAACAGUCAGAGACCAGAGUGAUAUGCUCUUGUAAACCUGGCUACACUGGAGAUGGCAUUGACUGCUCCCCUAUCAACCUCUGUGUUGAGGAAGCUAAUGGUGGCUGCAGUGACUUUGCAAACUGCAUUUUCAUUGGACCUAAUGAGCGGCGAUGCGAAUGCCUCCAAGGAUAUGUGGGCAAUGGCAUCCAGUGCUUCAAGAAGGUGGUGCCACCUGUCAAUCGCUGUCUGGAGAACAAUGGUGGCUGCAAUGCCAAUGCGAUCUGCAAAGACUUGCAUUUUCACACCAAAACAGCAGGUGUCUUCCACCUGAGAUCACCAGCUGGGAUGUAUAUGAUGAACUACAGCACAGCAGAGGCAGCCUGCAAAGCUGAGGGAGCCACACUCGCUACUCUGUCCCAACUCUCUGAUGCUCAGCAGUUAGGUAUGCACUUGUGUGUUGCCGGAUGGAUUGAUGGGAAACAAGUGGGUUAUCCAAUCCGCUUCCCAGCUCCUAAAUGUGGUUUAAAUAAAACGGGUGUAAUCCAGUACAAGAAUCCUAACGUAAACACUCCCUAUGAUGCUUACUGCUACAGAAUUAGAGAGGUAACAUGUGAAUGUGGACCUGGAUAUGUUGGCGAUGGAGAAUUCUGUAAUGGCAAUCUCGUCUCUGUCAUCGCUACCCAUUCUAAUGUCUCCAUAUUUUACUCUAUGUUAGUGAAGUAUGCAGAGGCUGCUGAAGAGGGGAAAAAGCUCUUGGACUCCCUGUUGACCAGUUCAUCAAACAUAACUCUUUUUGUGCCACAUAAUGCAGGAUUUUCUUCAAAUGAGGCUCUGUCAUUGAGGGAUAUGGAAUAUCACGUAUCCUCAAACAACAGCCUUCACUACUAUGAAGAUCUGAAACACAACACAGCGAUCCCAUCAAGGCUGGGUUACAAUCUUAAAGUUGUAAUAGCAACAGACAACCAAACACAGGCUGAGGAUUCCCCACCAGUAAAAUUGGUCAAUAAACGGACAAUAUUAAUCUGGGAUAUUCCAGCCACUAAUGGCCUGAUCCACAUCAUUGAGGGACCGCUAAAAGCACCUCCUGUCAUUGUGACCCCUCUAACUCCUUCAACUGUGUACUCUCAGUCCAGUGCACCCACUGUGACUGCCAUUUUGAUUGUUAUUUUUAUUGGAGGCGUGAUUGCUGGUGUGGCAUAUUAUUUCCUGAAACAUAAGAGUGAUGGCUUUCGCUUCCAGUAUUUUAAGAAUGAUGAUGAAGAUGGUGCCUCCACUAAGACCAGUGCCAACCCUGCUAUUGUGUCCAUCCCGAACCCUUUAUACAGCGGCUACAGGGCAUUCACUGAACCAUUUGGGGAAGGAGAGCAAUGUGAAUCACCUGCCUCAGUUGCAGCAAACGCACCAAACCUCCUGGAGUAGUACCCAGAAGUUCCAUAUAUAUAUAUAUAUAUAUAUAUAUAUAUAUAUAUAUAUAUAUAUAUAUAUAUAUAUAUAUAAAGUUUCAGUCAACAUUUUGUAAACAUUUCCUUCAAGCAUGUUGUGUCUGUUACAUAAGCCUGAACUUUUCCCCUCCAGCCUUGUUAAUUAAUGAAUGCUUCAGUUAGCAAAACCUUGCAGAUUUAGAACAAUAAUAUUAUCUUAGGUUUAAAAGUUGUGUUUAUUCAAACCAACUUACAUAUGAGGCAGAAUAGAAUACAAGAACAGACCUGAGUAGUUGAUGGUUGAGACUCAAGGGCCCAACAGAUUUUGCCAGUCAUUUUUUUUGUUUGUUUGAAUUCAGAACUGAAAUGCUGCUGCUUCUAAUUAUCAGUGACUCAAUAACUUGGGGAGUGGGCCCAGCUGUAUGGGGGCAAGAUGGGCCUGGCCCACCCACCCAAGGGGAAAAGAGAGAUUAUUUAAAAAAAAAAAAGGUGUAAAGUGUGUGUGUGUGUGUGUAUAUAUAUAUAUAUAUAUAUAUGUGUAUACACACACAAAUUUUAUAUAUAUAAAAUAUACACACAUACCCAAACACACACAUUAUACAUAUAUAAAGUAAGCGUGUGUGUGUGGGGUAUAGUAGUUAGCGCUGUCACCUCACAGCAAGAAGGUCUGGGUUCGAACCCCAUGGCUGGCGAGGGCCUUUCUGUGCGGAGUUUCUGGCAUCCACACGGCACCGGCGUUUUGGGUGCCCCAAAACGAAAUCUUUUGAGAACGGGUCCCAGAGUGGAAAAAUCUGGCAACGGCACCAUUGCGAAGUCGUCUGGAUGAGUUGAACGGAUUUAUUUCCGAUGACGUGACAACCACAUGACUGUCAGUUUCUUCACGCCGGGUAGAAGUGUAACGAAUUCGAUGCGAGUUGUCAACAAAUCCUAUAACUUGGUUCAUGAAAUGCGCUUACAAAAUAUUUUCACUGUGAAUAUUUAUUGUGUAAUGGUGCAAAGUGAGAGAGAGAGAGUGAAAGGGCAGAGUCUUUAGUCCGCAGUAACCAAAACCGCGCACCGCCCGUGCGCUUUCCAAAAACAAUCCCGCCAGCAAAAAUAGGAAAAAAAAGGAGCGAUCUCACCUCUUCAGAUGUUGGUUUAAGUCCGACAAUACAUUCCUCAAAAAGGGUGUAGAAGAGCAGAGUAAUCCAUCAACAUGUAGCAUUCAAUUUAUUCCAGACCAUUAAAGAAUUCUGGAGGAUAUCAGAAUGUUGGCGUACCGGCUUCCAUCCAACCCCAUUCAUUCCUCUCUCUCUCCAUCUACCCCCAUUCAUUCCUUUUUCCACGUCUUUCGUUUUACACUACUGAUUAAUGAUCAAAACUUUAUGUGGCUAAUGCUAUAGAAGAAGGGGUUUAUGCGCAUGCGUCUACUACUUCUAUUGUUCUGGUGUCUCCGAUGGGACCGUCUUACAGCGCACCUAGAGGUGUGGCAUGUGUAUUGCAUCAUUUUCAGCAAGCAUUCCGUUCCCAUAUGGACCUUAUAUUUUUCUGAUCCGUUGCCCAUGUGGACGCGAUAUUUAAAAAAAAAAAAAAAAAUCUCUUUGCCGUUGUCGUGUGGAUGUAGCCUAAAUUGACCGUAGGUGUGAAUGGUUGUCUGUGUCUACUAUGUGUCAGCCCUGUGAUGAGAUGGUGACUUGUCCAGGGUGUUCCCUGCCUUUUGCCUGUAGUCAGCUGGGAUAGGCUCCAGCUUGCCUGCAACCCUGUAGAACAGGAUAAAGUGGCUAGAGAUAAUGAGAUGGAGAUGAGAAUAUGAAAAAAAAAAAUAUAUAUAUAUAUAUAUAUAUAUAUAUAUAUAUAUAUAUAUAUAUAUAUAUAUAUAUACAUAUACAUACACACACUACCGUUCAAAAGUUUGGGGUCACUUUGAAAUUUCCUUAUUUUUGAAAGAAAAGCACUGUUCUUUUCAAUGAAGAUCACUUUAAACUAAUCAGAAAUGCACUCUAUACAUUGCUAAUGUGGUAAAUGACUAUUCUAGCUGCAAAUGUCUGGUUUUUGGUGCAAUAUCUACAUAGGUGUAUAGAGGCCCAUUUCCAGCAACUAUCACUCCAGUGUUCUAAUGGUACAAUGUGUUUGCUCAUUGCCUCAGAAGGCUAAUGGAUGAUUAGAAAACCCUUGUACAAUCAUGUUAGCACAGCUGAAAACAGUUUAGCUCUUUAGAGAAGCUAUAAAACUGACCUUCCUUUGAGCAGAUUGAGUUUCUGGAGCAUCACAUUUGUGGGGUCGAUUAAAUGCUCAAAAUGGCCAGAAAAAUGUCUUGACUAUAUUUUCUAUUCAUUUUACAACUUAUGGUGGUAAAUAAAAGUGUGACUUUUCAUGGAAAACACAAUAUUGUCUGGGUGACCCCAAACUUUUGAACGGUAGUGUAAGAUAUGGACAAAAGUGAAACUGACUCAGGCAUACUUGGACUUCUGAUGUAAUUUACAGUGGUAUAUUUGCUUCAUAAGUGAACUUUGCCAAAAUACUAUAAUAAAAUUAUUGCUCAGCUUUUAAAGCAUCUGCAAUGUCAUUGGAUUCUCAGGAUUGCCAGAGAAUCACUGUUGGGUUCUAAACCCUUAACUGUUCAGCUUUGUCCAUAGAUGAGAUUCUGCCUCAUUUGUGAGUUAUUAAGAAUAAAAUAUUCAAAUGUUUGCAAAAUGUAUCUUAAGCCAAAAUGGAGAAAGCCAACAACAAAUACUCCAUUCAUCUGGUAGUUUCAGAUGUCCUGAUUAUCAAGAUUAUAUCCAGACAGAAAUUAUCAAGAUGAAAAUGCAAAUUUAAAUGUACUCAAGAUGUAUUUUAAAUGGAGUUAAAUCUGAUCACUGAAACCACUUUUUUAGCAUGAUAUUACAUACAUGUAAACACAUCCUAAAUAAAUACAUUUGUCUGAAACACUUCUGACAAAUACAACCCCAAAUCUGAAAAAGUUGGGACAGUAUGGAAAAUGCAAAUAAAAAAGAAAGCAGUGAUUUCUAAAUUUA